This is a messenger RNA of Paramecium pentaurelia, 2358 nucleotides long. Lineage: Eukaryota; Ciliophora; Oligohymenophorea; Peniculida; Parameciidae. The record is from the annotation of a GenBank genome assembly.
AUGAAAUAUUAAAAGAAUGGCCAUCUUUUUGAAGAUGGAACAUAUAUUGAAUUCAGUGUCAAUAAUAAUAAAUAAACAUUUAUUUACUAAUAAAUUCCAGAUUAGGCUACAGCAUAAUUAUACGAUAUCAGUUCAGAUUUUAAUUAGAUUGAUCAAUUAUCAGAAUCUAAACUUUCACCUGAGAUCAAAUCUGUUUAAGAUAAAAAAUAAGAGAGCCAAUGCCAGAAAUUCUUAUAUAUGAUCCCAGUAUUUCACCCAACUUCAAAGGGCUUGAUAGCUUGGUAAUUUAUUAUGGUCAUCAUUAUAUUUUUAUACUUCUUCUAUAUACCAUUAAAAGUAAUGAAUGUGGUUUAUUUAGAUAGCAUUUACUGAUGAAAUAAAUGGCCUAAACCCUGAUUAUACUAAGAUGGUUGAUACAUUUCUUAUAUUUUCAAUUAUUGUUUUGGGUUUUGAUUUGUUGGUUUCAUUUAAUACAGGAUUUACAUAAAAUGGGUAAGUAAUUUUGGAUAGGCAAUAGAUUGUGAAUCAUUAUUUAAUAAUCGUAUAUAUGAUUAUCUAUAUUAUUAGGAAUUCGAAUUAGAUUUUAUUGGAGUGUUGAGUCUGAUCCUAUCUUAUAUUUUUGAUCUUGAUUUUAUUAGAUUACUAUUUUAUUUGCGAGUUUAUUACGUCAUUAGAUUUGACAAUAAAAUUGAUCAUUAAUUAUUACUCAAAAAAAGUAUUGAUAUAAUAAGCAUCUUAAAUUAGCAUUUAAAGGGAUCUACCUUCUUAUAAAAUUGAUUAUAGUGAUGCUUUUUGUGGCACAUAUAAUGGCUUGUAUAUUUUAUGGAAUUUCAUAUUCUGAAUUAAUGAAGGAUGAAAACAGCCAGACACCUUACAUUGAUACAUGGAUUGUUUAUAAUGGGUAUGCUAUAGUUAAUGACUAAAUCAUUUAAUCUUCUUUGGUUGCUAGAUAUUUGGUAUCAUUUUAUUGGGCCAUAACUACAGUAUCUACUAAUGGUUAUGGAGAUAUAACUCCUAAGAAUAAUUCUGAAAUAGGAUGGACUUUAUUGACAAUGAGUAAAAUGGUAAUAAAUAUUUUUAGUAAUUGCUGGAAUGGUAUUUGCAUUUAAUAUAUCAUCAAUAAGGGAAACAUUGAUUGAUUUGAAUUAGGCUUAAAUAAUGGAACAUAAUUUUGAAACCAUAAUAAAUCGUUAUAUGAAAAUGAAGAAUAUUUCAAUAAAUACUUAAUAAAAAGUGAUUGAUUAUUUUUAAUAUAUUUGGAAAGAAGAGAAAAAUCGUAAUAGAGAAAUAGAGGAUAUGCUUAUAUCUAAAUUAGAACCAGAAUUAAAAUUACAAUUAUAAUAUGAGACUUAUAUAUAGUUUGUUAAUUGUCGAAUAUUUUAUAUGAUGUAUUUUAGCACUGAAUUUUUAUACUAACUAUCUUAAUAUAUGGAAGAACACACAUAUGGUCCUAAAGAAGAAUUAUAUUUUGAGGAUAAACAAGGAGAUUAAUAUUUGAUGUACCUUUAAAAAGGGGAAGUAUUAAUUGUAAAAAUAUAUAUUAAAAAUUUGAGUUUGUGGAAAAUUACUAUAAUUUGGUUAAUGUGAAAACUAGAAUUGAUUAUAUUGAAUAAGGAAAAUGUUUAGGAUAACAAUCUUUCUUUAUGAAUGAGCGAUUCCCAUUUAAAGCAUAGACUUAAAAAUGGUGCAAUAUUUAUAGAGUAUCAAGAAUAAAGUUUAUAAAUGUUCUUCGACAAUAUCAAAAAGAUUUUGAAUUAUUUCAUUUAGUUAUAUCCAAAAGAUAUAGUGAUCCCUAUGAAUUCUAUACAAAAUUGGAUCUUAAAUGUUUUACUUGUAUGUCAGAAUCACAUUAAGCAGAUACUUGUGAUGUAACUCAUUAUUAAAAAAAUAAUUUGGUUUUCAAAAUAAAUGUAAAGGAUGAUAAAUUGAAAAGAGAGUAAUUCGAAAGAAAGCGUAAGAAACAAUAUAAAUCAGUUUUGAUUUAACAUAAGAUCAAACGAAUUGCUUAAGAUUGUAUGAUGAGAAUAAAAUCUACUAAAUUUAGGAAACAAAUUAAUUCGGAUAGCAGCUUUGAAGAUUCAGAGGAAGAUGAUUUCUAUUAAUAAUAAUAAUAUUAGAAUUAGAUAGGUGAAAUUAGAUAGAUGUUAGGAAACAUUCUUAAAGAAUUAGGAGAAGAUGUCAAUUUGUAAUAAAAAUAAUAAGUUAAAUUAUUUAUACCUGAACGUAAUUAAUAAAUAAAAUAAUCUAGGUCCUCAAUUUGAUCCUUUUGAGAGAUCAUUUUGCAUAGACGAAGUUAAGAACUAUGAACAUUUCUAUCCAAAGCACAACUUGAUUACUAUAAAAAAUAAAAUAUUUUGA